Molecule: messenger RNA, 276 nt
Organism: Sphenostylis stenocarpa
Lineage: Eukaryota; Viridiplantae; Streptophyta; Magnoliopsida; Fabales; Fabaceae
Source: the annotation of a GenBank genome assembly
AUGGCUGUCUUGGAUAUACUUUCAACUCAUUCACCUGAUGAGGAAUACAUAGGAGAAAAGAUGGAACCAUCAUGGGGUGAAGACCCCGUCAUAAAGAAUGCCUUUGAAAGAUUUAGAGAAAGACUGAAGAAACUAGAAUCAGUGAUUGAUGAGAGGAAUGAAAAUACAAAAUUAAUGAACAGAAAUGGAGCUGGCAUUGUCCCAUACGAGCUGUUGAAACCUUUCUCAAAGCCAGGUGUGACUGGAAUGGGGGUUCCCUGCAGUAUAUCUAUUUAA